Cucurbitaria berberidis CBS 394.84 is the source of this 3001-nucleotide messenger RNA. Its product is annotated as TFIIH basal transcription factor complex helicase XPB subunit. Bases 373 to 2787 code for a protein of 804 amino acids. The transcript has a single exon. The record is from RefSeq and is a predicted model, not a curated record. Gene Ontology annotation, biological process: nucleotide-excision repair; transcription initiation at RNA polymerase II promoter. Gene Ontology annotation, molecular function: ATP binding; hydrolase activity; DNA binding. Lineage: Eukaryota; Fungi; Ascomycota; Dothideomycetes; Pleosporales; Cucurbitariaceae. Gene Ontology annotation, cellular component: transcription factor TFIIH holo complex; transcription preinitiation complex; nucleotide-excision repair factor 3 complex.
CCCUCGCCGUAUCUCAUUACCGAUCACUUGUUUAUUGGAAUUACGCACUCACUUGACCCAUCGUUUCCCGCGAGGGUGCAUGUGCAAGUGCAACGCUACGCAACGCUACGUCAUUACUAAGCAUUUCAUGCCCAUCCAUUCAUAUUCAUGACUGCUGCCUCCGCCACUUGAUACCUUCUCAACCUCACCAGCUCCUACCCACCGCAUCCACGUCGCCCGUAUUCGCCUCGCCCCUUCGAUCUCUGCCCGGUGCCAGCGUGAGGCGUCUUCGCUGUACUCGCCUCGUGGUCUCGACGUGCGCCGUACAAGCUGUCGUCUGUGAAAUCACAUCCUAGGCUUGCAGCGCGUCGCUAAGAGCGUCGACACGCCAGCAUGGCAUCAAAGAAGCGCAAGGCACAAACGGCUGCGGAUGCUGAAGCUGAGGAUGGGUGGGACGACCAAGAUGACGGGCCCAUGAGCGACCAGGACACAUUUGAUCAGCUGAAGGAGGAGUACGAUGUAAAGGCUAUGGAGAAGCGGGCGCGAGCGGGCCGAGUUCGAGAUGCAGCGGCGGACCUCUUCAAGAAGUCUGAUCAAUGGAAUGCGCCGCUGAAGCCUGACCACCACAAUCGCCCUCUAUGGGUCAACGAUGCAGGAGGCAUCAUCCUCGAGUCCUUCCAUCCUCUCUUCGAUGAGGCUCAGGACUUCUUGAUCAAUAUUGCCGAACCGCAGUCGCGUGUCUCGAAGAUGCAUGAAUACCAGCUUACCACGCACAGCCUUUUCGCCGCCGUCAGUGUUGGCCACUCUAAUAAAGAGAUCAUCGACAAGCUUGACAGGUACUCCAAGACGGCUUUGUCAGACGCCAUCGUCAACUUUAUUGAGAAGUCCACCUCUGCGUUUGGCAAAGCCAAGAUUGUAUUGAAGAAAACACUGUCCUACAUCGAGAGCGAGGACCCUUCCAUCCUUCAGAAAUUGCUCCGCGAUCCCAUUGUAGCCGAAUGCAGAGCAGACGCUACAGAUGGCCUCAUCAAGGAGGCUGCACCCAAAAUUGGCCAGAUGGCCAUUCCAGGUACCAAACUGGCCGCUGGCGCAAAUCAAAUGGCACAGCAGCAACAGCAGGUUGCCGCAGAGAAUCCAGCACCAAGCGAAAUGAUUGCCGCUUUGCGAGAAGACGACGACGAUGAAGAAGUUGCCCAAGUUCACUCGUUCCAGAUCAAGAGCGAGGAACGAGAAAGGGUCGUGAAGCGGUGCCGAACCAUCGGUUUGCCGCUGACCGAGGAGUAUGACUUCAACAACGAUGAAGUGAAUGCCAACCUGGAAAUUGACCUGAAGCCCCAUGCGCAGAUCCGAUACUACCAGGAGAAGGCUUUAAGCAAGAUGUUCUCGAAUUCGCGUGCUAGGUCAGGCAUUAUUGUCCUUCCUUGCGGUGCAGGUAAAACCUUGGUCGGUAUCACAGCAGCUUGUGGCGUUAAAAAGUCCGUCAUCGUGUUGUGCACGAGCGCCAUGUCCGUUGUCCAGUGGCGAGCUGAGUUCAUCAAGUGGUCCAAUAUCAACCCAGAGGAUGUCGCUGUCUUUACCGCAGAUAACAAGAACAGCUUUCCCCGCAAUGCCGGUAUCAUCAUUAGCACGUACUCUAUGAUUAGCAAUGCUCGAAAACGAUCCUAUGACGCCGAGAAGGUCAUGCAGUUCAUCCGAUCUCGAGAGUGGGGGCUACUGAUCGCCGACGAAGUGCACGUUGUGCCCGCCAACAUCUUCAAGAAAGUCACCUACGAGAUUGCGUCGCACGCCAAACUCGGCCUCACAGCCACACUCCUUCGCGAAGAUGACAAGAUUGAUGACCUCAAUUUUUUGAUCGGGCCGAAGCUGUACGAAGCCAACUGGCAAGAGCUCUCGGAGCAAGGUCAUAUCGCCAGAGUACAGUGUGCGGAAGUAUGGUGUCAGAUGACACCGGAAUUCUACACGGAGUGGCUCAAGCCAUCAUCACUACAGAAGCGGGCCUUACUUUCGAUCAUGAACCCCAAAAAGUUUCAAGCAUGUCAGUUUUUGAUCAACUACCACGAGUCGCGUGGUGAUAAGAUCAUUGUCUUCUCUGAUAAUGUGUACGCAUUGGAGAAGUACUCGCGUAAGCUUGGCAAGGCCUACAUUUACGGCGCAACCCCACAACAAGAGCGACUGCGCAUCCUGGAGAACUUUCAGCACAACGAACUGGUCAAUACCAUAUUCCUGUCCAAGAUUGGCGAUACCAGUCUAGAUCUACCGGAGGCGACAUGUUUGAUUCAAAUCUCCUCGCACUACGGCUCACGUCGUCAAGAAGCACAGCGCUUGGGCCGGAUUCUUCGAGCGAAGAGAAGGAACGAUGAAGGCUUUAAUGCAUUCUUCUACUCGCUGGUUUCGAAAGACACGGAUGAAAUGUACUACUCCUCGAAGCGUCAGGCCUUCCUAGUCGACCAAGGAUAUGCUUUCAAGGUCAUCACUCGUCUAGAAGGGAUCGAAAAUUUCAGUGAGUUGGCAUUUGCGACCCCAUCCGAGCGGCGAGAGCUACUCAUGGAUGUCCUGCUCGCCAGAGAUGAGGACGCAAAGGAGGAGAGGAUUGAAGGAGAUGCUUUCGGCACUAAAUAUGCUUCUGGAAAUGGCAAGAAGAAGAAGAACGGUGUGAGAAGGGCGGCGGGUACGCUGUCUGAUCUGUCAGGUGGUCAGGAUAUGGCGUACAUGGAAUUCAACAAGAGCAGGAACAAAGAGCUCAAGGGGGCGAAAGGGAUCAAAAAUAAUUUCAUCAAGAAGCUGGCAAGGUCGGGAGCCAAGAAGUGAGAGGUGUACCAUGUGGGCAUGGGAUGCAGGACCCAAUGUGUUGGCGUUAUUUGGUAUCAUGUACAACUUCUAAGACGCUAGGGCGCGCCGGCAUUUCUCUAUACGGCUUUCAUUACUAGCGCUAGAUUGUGUUUCGAUUGAAUAGAAGAUUCAUAAUCAACUGCAGAGUUGAUGCGUGUUCACUCUACAAAUGCUUUGAGCAAUAACUGGAAAG